CCAGACGCUCCUCAAAUUAGAGAGGGACAGGUCGGGGGCUGUGGCUCACGCCGGUAAUCUUAACAUUUUGGGAGGCCGAGGCGGGCGGAUCACGAAGUCAAGAGAUGGAGACCAUCCUGGCCAAUAUGGUGAAACCCCGCCUCUACUAAAAAUACAAAAAUUAGCUGGGCAUGGUGGCGUGCGCCUCUAGUCCCGGCUACUCGGGAGGCCGAGGCGGGAGAAUCGCUUGAACCCGGGAGGCGGAGGUUGCAGUGAGCCGAGAUCGCGCCACUGCACCCCAGCCUGGCGACAGAGCGAGACUCCGUCUCAAAAAAUUCGAGAGGGAUGGUGUUCCACCUGCCUGUCCCCGGAAGUGACGUUAAUGUCCGCCUCCCUGAGGAAGUGACGACAGGAGUGCCCUUGACAGGCAGGGAGGGCUAGGCUGUGCAUCCCUCCGCUCGCGUUGCAGGGAGAUGGCUCAGCGACUUCUCCUAAGGAGGUUCCUGGCCUCCGUCAUCUCCAGGAAGCCUUCUCAGGGUCGGUGGCCACACCUUACUUCCAGAGCCCUGCAGACCCCACAAUGCACUCCUGGUAGCCUGACUGUAACACUCAACCCAGCCCGGACAAUAUACACCACCAGGAUCUCCUUGACAACCUUUAAUAUCCAGGAUGGACCUGACUUUCAAGACCGAGUGGUCAACAGUGAGACGCCAGUGGUUGUGGAUUUCCAUGCACAGUGGUGUGGGCCCUGCAAGAUCCUGGGGCCGAGGUUAGAGAAGAUGGUGGCCAAGCAGCACGGGAAGGUGGUGAUGGCCAAGGUGGAUAUUGAUGACCACACAGACCUCGCCAUUGAGUAUGAGGUGUCGGCGGUGCCCACUGUACUGGCCAUGAAGAAUGGGGACGUGGUGGACAAGUUUGUAGGCAUCAAGGAUGAGGAUCAGUUGGAGGCCUUCCUGAAGAAGCUGAUUGGCUGACAAGCAGGGAUGAGUCCUGGUUCCCUUGCCCACGUGGGACCCCAGUAGAACUCAGCCCUUCCACACCAGCCCUUCCUGCUGCCUCCCUCCUGUCUGGCCUCUGGGGCCUGUGCUUAGAGCCCAGGCUCCAGCCCUGAGUGCUUCUGAGCUGGCGGACUGCCCAGGGGCCAUCAGAGGAUGGUGCUGCUGCUGAUCCGGGGACCGCCGUCUUCCCUCCCACACGCAUUUCAUCCCUCCCUCUAGGGCCUGUGGCAGUUCUCCCAGGACACGUGGAGAGAGCCCGGGCCAGCCCACAGCAUUCCUGGUCAGGCAGCCACACCUUGGUCCUCAUCUCUGGUCCCUUCCGAUCUGAAGCCUCGUGCCUGGCUCAUCUUCACCUGCAUUUCUCUUUCCUGCUGCUGUUUGGGAAAAAGAAAAAGAAAAAAGAAGUCCAAAUUAGAAUAAUAUCUAAUUCUCUCGUUUUUUGCAGGUCUGUGAUAAAGAACUUAGUCAUCCCUUCCACCUCCUACUGUGAAGAGCAACCCUGGGUCCCACACUGAAAUCCCCUCUAGUCGCCCAUCCUCACCCCCCAGGGAGCCCCCUCCCAUCUCACCUCCCAGGCAGUGGGGCAGAAAAUGAUUGAUGGGCUGGGGAGCCCUGGAGAACCUUGACUCUGGAAGUCUCGAGGCACCUCCUUCGCUCCUUAGCUGGCCCGUUGGUUUUCUGAGCCAGGGGCUGAACUGUGAACAAGUCAGACCAAUAAAGCAAGGGUCUGCACCGUC
This is a messenger RNA of Chlorocebus sabaeus (green monkey), 1714 nucleotides long. It is a transcript of the gene TXN2, whose product is annotated as thioredoxin 2. The record is from RefSeq and is a predicted model, not a curated record. Gene Ontology annotation, cellular component: mitochondrion. NCBI's taxonomy places the organism in Eukaryota, Metazoa, Chordata, Mammalia, Primates, Cercopithecidae. Gene Ontology annotation, molecular function: protein-disulfide reductase activity. Gene Ontology annotation, biological process: cell redox homeostasis.